AGCCGUUGUAAGAAAGAGCUUAGCAGUAGAAUAGAAUGAGAGAACAGAGAAACCAAAUGGUAGUUGGCGCCAAAAGAGAGAAAAAUAAAACGAAAAAAUGGGAAAAAAAACAGCGGAAGCUUAACUUGACGGCAAUGGCGACUCUGCAACCAACUGAAAAAACUCAUCCAACAUUAGGUGAGGAGCUAGAAUUCCGCACAUCUCUUUCACGCCUUAAAGAAACCAUCUGAUAACAUCCACCCCCUCACAAUCUUCAUCUCCAUUCCACGCACUUCCCUGGCUCUCCCUUGAAGUCGCCAUGGAAGCCAAUGCUGGACUGGUGGCCGGCUCCCACAACCGAAAUGAGCUCGUCGUCAUACAUGGACACGAAGAGAUUAAGCCACUGAAGAACUUGGAUGGACAAUUUUGUGAGAUAUGCGGUGACCAAAUUGGGGUUACUGUCGAAGGAGACUUGUUCGUCGCUUGCGACGAAUGUGGGUUCCCUGUGUGCAGGCCUUGCUAUGAGUACGAACGAAGGGAAGGCACUCAGAACUGUCCUCAGUGCAAGACCCGCUACAAGCGCCUCAGAGGGAGCGCCAGGGUUCCGGGAGACGAGGAUGAAGAGGAUGUGGACGAUAUCGAACACGAGUUCAACAUCGAAGAUGAGCAAGAGAGGACCAAGCAUCUUACUGAGGCAAUGCUUCAUGGCAAGAUGACGUAUGGAAGAGGCCACGAUGACGAGGAAAACAGCCAGUUCCCACCUGUCAUAACUGGCAUCAGAUCAAGACCGGUGAGCGGAGAGUUCCCAGCUGGAGCAUAUGGAGAUCAAACGGCUUCUUCACUCCACAAGAGAAUCCACCCAUAUCCUGUUUCAGAAGCUGGGAGUGCAAGGUGGGAUGAGAAGAAAGAAGCCGGAUGGAAAGACAGAAUGGACGACUGGAAGCUGCAGCAGGGGAACUUGGGACCUGAACAGGAAGAUGAUAUAGAUGCAUCCAUGGUCGAUGAAGCAAGGCAGCCACUUUCAAGGAAAGUACCGAUUGCUUCGAGCAAGAUCAACCCUUACAGAAUGAUUAUUGUCGCUCGUCUAGUGAUCUUAGCAUUCUUCCUUCGUUAUCGAAUUCUGAACCCUGUCCAUGAUGCUAUUGGUCUCUGGCUGACUUCCAUCGUUUGUGAGAUCUGGUUUGCCUUCUCAUGGAUUCUCGAUCAGUUCCCUAAGUGGUUCCCUAUCGAUCGAGAGACCUAUCUUGACCGCCUGUCUCUCAGGUAUGAGAGGGAAGGUGAACCAAACAUGCUCGCUCCAGUGGACGUAUUCGUCUGUACAGUCGAUCCAAUGAAGGAACCUCCACUUGUCACGGCCAACACGUUACUCUCAAUCCUGGCUGUGGACUACCCUGUGGAAAAGCUCUCGUGCUACCUCUCCGACGAUGGUGCUUCGAUGUGCACAUUUGAAGCCAUGUCCGAGACAGCUGAAUUCGCUCGCAAGUGGGUCCCAUUCUGCAAGAGACACAGCAUAGAGCCCAGAGCACCUGAGUUUUACUUCUCCCUGAAGGUUGAUUACCUGAAGGACAAAGUCCAUCCCAAUUUUGUGAAGGAACGUCGAGCUAUGAAGAGGGAAUACGAAGAGUUCAAGGUGAGGGUCAAUGCAAUAGUAUCAAAAGCGCAGAAGGUACCUGCCGAAGGCUGGAUCAUGCAGGAUGGAACUCCAUGGCCUGGAAACAACACAAAGGAUCACCCCGGCAUGAUCCAAGUGUUUCUUGGUCAUAGUGGAGGCUAUGAUGUCGAAGGAAAUGAACUACCUCGCCUGGUUUAUGUAUCUCGUGAGAAGAGGCCUGGAUUUUCACAUCACAAGAAAGCUGGUGCCAUGAAUGCCAUGGUUCGAGUCUCUGCCGUGCUGACCAAUGCUCCUUUCAUGCUGAAUCUUGAUUGUGACCAUUACAUAAACAACAGCAAGGCCGUGAGAGAAGCUAUGUGUUUCUUGAUGGACAUCCAGACUGGAAAGAAAAUUUGUUAUGUUCAGUUUCCUCAGAGAUUCGAUGGCAUUGACAGAAAUGAUCGUUAUGCCAACAGAAACACUGUGUUUUUCGAUAUAAACAUGAAAGGACUGGAUGGGAUUCAGGGACCGGUUUAUGUCGGUACAGGAUGCGUGUUCAGGAGGCAAGCUCUGUAUGGCUAUGAUCCUCCAAAGGGUCCCAAGAGGCCAAAGAUGGUUAGCUGUGACUGCUGCCCAUGCUUUGGACGUCGCAAGAAGAAGCUGGCAAAGCCUGGUGCAAAUGGAGAAGUAGCCAGCUUAGAAGGUGUACCAAUGGGAUCUUUACUGAUGCUGUGUUCUGAUAUGGAUUCUUUCCCAUUUACAGGAGUGGAUGAUGAUAAACAGCUGCUGAUGUCCCAUAUGAACUUUGAGAAGAAAUUUGGACAAUCAGCCAUUUUUGUAACUUCAACUUUAAUGGAAGAAGGAGGUGUCCCUCCUUCCUCCAGCCCUGCAGCCUUGCUCAAAGAAGCCAUCCAUGUUAUCAGUUGUGGCUAUGAAGACAAAACAGAAUGGGGCACAGAGCUUGGCUGGAUUUAUGGUUCAAUUACAGAAGAUAUUCUUACUGGAUUCAAGAUGCAUUGCCGUGGCUGGAGGUCCAUCUAUUGUAUGCCGAAGAGGCCAGCAUUCAAGGGUUCAGCACCCAUUAAUUUGUCCGAUCGGUUGAACCAAGUGCUUCGAUGGGCUCUUGGUUCAGUUGAAAUCUUCUUUAGUCGGCAUAGUCCUCUCUUGUAUGGAUACAAGGAUGGAAACCUCAAGUGGCUUGAGAGAUUUGCAUAUGUCAACACAACUGUUUACCCCUUCACCUCGCUACCACUUCUGGCCUACUGUACUCUUCCAGCCAUCUGCCUGCUCACAGACAAAUUCAUCAUGCCAGAGAUUAGCACCUUUGCAAGUCUCUUCUUCAUAGCUCUCUUCCUCUCAAUCUUUACCACGGGUAUUCUCGAGCUUCGGUGGAGUGGAGUGAGCAUUGAAGAAUGGUGGAGAAACGAGCAAUUCUGGGUCAUUGGUGGUGUGUCAGCUCACCUCUUUGCAGUUGUGCAAGGUCUCCUCAAAGUUCUGGCCGGUAUUGAUACGAAUUUCACUGUCACCUCCAAAGCCACAGAUGACGACGACUUUGGAGAACUUUACGCCUUCAAAUGGACGACCCUCCUCAUACCUCCAACCACCAUCUUAAUCAUUAACCUUGUAGGAGUUGUUGCUGGAGUCUCGGAUGCCAUAAACAACGGAUACCAAUCAUGGGGGCCUCUGUUUGGGAAGCUGUUCUUUGCCUUCUGGGUUAUCGUUCAUCUCUAUCCUUUCCUGAAAGGUCUUAUGGGAAGACAGAACAGGACUCCGACCAUUGUAGUCAUCUGGUCUGUGCUCUUAGCUUCAAUUUUCUCAUUAUUGUGGGUUAGGAUUGAUCCGUUCGUCAUGAAAACCAAGGGUCCUGACACCAAGAAAUGCGGGAUCAACUGCUGAAAAACUUUUCUCUUUCUGUAACCUUUUGAUACUGGUGCCAGAUUUAUUCACACAAGCACUUCACUUUGUCUUACAGGAAUAAAGCCAUAGUGAGAAAUUUUUGUGCCGCAAUAGAACAUGUACCCAGUUUUGUCUUGAAGUCGGAGUGAUAGUGAAGUGGCUGUCAUGAUGAUAUCUCCACACCUUGAGCCAACUGCUUAAAAUCAGUUCUUCUCUUCUUCCAAAAGCAAUAAGCAUAACAAAUCAUGUCCACAGUUCCAGUGCCUCAGGGAUAAGUAAUGAACAGAAAUGUGAUAGCAGUCGUGUUAUGCAAAGCUUUCACUAGCAUGAACAUAUCUGUUGCAUGUUCAAUUGGGUAAUAGAUAUAGAAGUUAAAACCCGAUUCAGAACUCGGAAGCUUAACUCGACAACCACUAGCUUUAAUAAUAUUCAAGUCAAGUGCAAGGCAGGGCAGGAAAAUCCAAAAAAUACCACCGUUCAGGCUUCUUGGCCAUGCUGAACAAACUUUCACCAGUAAUCUCCACAAGAACACACACCAUCCUCGAAACGAUGAAAUCGAUUGGCAUCCCUUGCGACGAUAACUCUCUGAGUAACCCUAGAUAUAUACUUUGACGCAGUAUGGCAGUCCAGACAAAUGCGGAGGUUCUUGAAGAUCCUUAUCUCAGUUCCAGGCUCAGUAGAUAAUAGACCAAAAGCAAUGGCUAGCUUCUCACUGUGAACAUUCACCAUCAACUCCUUCUCUUCCUCCUCCACAUCAUGCAAUGAAGUCAUAGUCUCUGCCUGAUACCCUGCUUCCUUCAUCUUUCCAUUCAAUCUCUCGAGCUCUGCAUAUAUAGCUCUCGAUAGUGGAUGAGACCAGUCGCCCGCCUUGAAUACAUGAGGUUUCUGAUGAAUCUCAAUCAGAGUACAUCCUGGAGUCUUUGAGAGGUUUCUCUUCUUAGCUACUUGCCUAACAAAUGCAGCUC
Molecule: messenger RNA, 4431 nt
Organism: Linum tenue
Lineage: Eukaryota; Viridiplantae; Streptophyta; Magnoliopsida; Malpighiales; Linaceae
Source: the annotation of a GenBank genome assembly